Messenger RNA from Dendrobium catenatum, 1022 nucleotides. RefSeq names its product TATA-binding protein-associated factor 2N. NCBI's taxonomy places the organism in Eukaryota, Viridiplantae, Streptophyta, Magnoliopsida, Asparagales, Orchidaceae. Gene Ontology annotation, molecular function: mRNA binding. The coding region runs from base 165 to 647 and encodes 160 amino acids. Gene Ontology annotation, cellular component: cytoplasm. The transcript has 4 exons. The record is from RefSeq and is a predicted model, not a curated record.
CUCCAGUUUUCGAACCCAAUCUUGAUUCGCAAUAAUUGAGCUGCGCAAGUAUAAAAGCUACUCAAGUCCCCAACCUUCAUCACACAACCACAGCAGCCUACAAGCUCACAAGUUCUUCCAUAUUCUAUCGCUCGUAUCUUCCUCGUCAUCUCUGGUUCUGAAAGAUGAACAGGAAGCCAGGAGACUGGAACUGCAGGUCAUGCCAGCACCUCAACUUCAGCAGGAGGGACUCAUGCCAGCGCUGCGGUGAUCCAAGGUCAGGCGGUGGUGACCGCUCCGAUUAUGGUAGCUUUGGUGGCGGCCGCGGUGGCUCUUCCUUUGUAUUCAGUACUGGUUCUGAUGUUAGACCUGGAGACUGGUACUGCCAGUGUGGUGCUCACAACUUUGCUAGUCGCUCAAGCUGCUUCAAAUGUGGUGGUUUCAAGGAGGACACUUCGAUUAGUGUUGGAAACUUGGAUGGUGGUGAUGUGCCACGUCCACGAGGUUAUGGCUUCGGUGGCAGCGGCGGCGGAGGCGGUAGUGGCCGUGCCGGAUGGAAAUCCGGUGACUGGAUUUGCACCAGGUCGGGUUGCAAUGAGCAUAACUUCGCAAGUAGAAUGGAAUGCUUUCGAUGCAAUGCUCCUCGUGAUUCUGGUACUGAAGUGUGAGAAGAUUAUAACCAGAUCAGAUGAGAAAGAGAUGAUAGCAGUUCUUUGACUCCAGUACUAGUUUUGCCCUUCAGCCAUCUGUUGUAUUUUUCUCUUUAUUGUUGGUUUUAAGGCUCUCUAAUGGAACAAUGGCUCCUGCCAUCUUCCACAAUAGAGUGCUCAUUCUGAGCUUUUUGUUUGCUUCUAAAGUUGUGCUCUCCUCUAUUUACAGCCCUUCUUCCUUCUCUUGUAGUGCUGAUGUUUUUUCUUUCUCUUUUCUUUCUUAGAACUUCCUCAAAAGUGUCAUUGUUUGCCUUUGAAGGGUCUGUCUUUGUAGCUUCUCUGUCAUAAGAGCUCAUAGAAACUUUUAAAUUCCUAUUUCAUCAUUAGAUCAAA